Messenger RNA from Bradysia coprophila, 4805 nucleotides. RefSeq names its product calcium-activated potassium channel slo (gene slo). NCBI's taxonomy places the organism in Eukaryota, Metazoa, Arthropoda, Insecta, Diptera, Sciaridae. Gene Ontology annotation, molecular function: large conductance calcium-activated potassium channel activity. Gene Ontology annotation, cellular component: postsynaptic membrane. The record is from RefSeq and is a predicted model, not a curated record. Gene Ontology annotation, biological process: potassium ion transmembrane transport.
AGACGACUUAGAAUUGUGUUCGACUUAUUUGCGGAAGGUUCGUGGUAUCGUCUAACAGCUCGUAUAUUGAAAAAAAAAUAAUAAAAAGGAAGAAUUAAUUGUAAAAAAAACUAUUUCAAGUCAUUUAAAUUAGUGAAAAGUCAAGUAAUAGCAUUGUUAUUAGUGGAAUUAAAAUUCAAUUGAUCGGAAUCCAUUGAAAUUACUAACGUUAAGUGUUACAAAUGUGGAAAAAUAUCUAAGUGAAAAAUUUUUCUUCUUAUUUAUCCAUACAAAUACAUGUAUAUGCGUACAUAUUUAUAGAAUAUGUGUACGUACAAAAUUCAAAUAUCCCCUGUAUGUUAUGUUAUAAAUUUAGAUUAAAUUUUUUAUAUCACAUAUAAAUGCGUGUUUUAAAAAAUACCUGAAAUAUAUAUGGAUGAAUCUAAAUGAAAAUAGAAAAUUAAUACACAAAGUGAAAUCAGUUAUUAUAGCCUAUGCCCUAUAGUGACCUAUAAGUAAAUGGUGUAAUUUAAUGAUUUUAUUUAGUGUGAGUUGGCAACCCUGGAGUGCCUCGGUUUCGUAGCGUUUACUAGGGGAUGUCGCAAACAAUUCCAACAACACUAACACCGGACAGUUCAACAUUUAACAUCUAUACAACCGAGACACCAGAUGAAGUAAUCUGCUUACAAGGCAGAAAAUGGUGGUGCUUCCUGCUUUCCAGCAUAUUUACGUUUAUAGCUGGGCUGUCGGUUGUGCUUCUUUGGCGAGUAUUCGCCUUUAUUUGCUGUCGAAAAGAACCUGAACUUGCUCCAAAUGAUCCGAAACAGAAAGAGCAGAAGGCGAAUCGCCAAGGCAAACAGGAGUUUGAGGGGACUUUUAUGACCGAGGCCAAAGAUUGGGCUGGCGAACUCAUAUCUGGUCAAACUACCACUGGUCGAAUUUUGGUGGUCCUAGUUUUCAUCCUUAGCAUCGCAUCCCUUAUUAUUUACUUUAUUGAUGCAUCUAGCGAAUAUGUGGAAGUGUGUACACAUUUUAGCGAAAACAUAACACAACAAAUCGAUCUCGCAUUUAAUAUAUUUUUCAUGGUGUACUUUUUUAUACGAUUUAUUGCGGCAUCAGAUAAACUAUGGUUUAUGCUAGAAAUGUACAGUUUCGUAGAUUAUUUUACAAUACCCCCGUCCUUUGUAUCCAUAUAUUUACAGAGAACAUGGAUCGGUCUGCGAUUUUUAAGAGCGCUACGUCUUAUGACUGUUCCAGAUAUUUUACAAUAUUUAAAUGUAUUAAAAACGUCAAGUUCAAUAAGACUGGCACAAUUAGUUUCUAUUUUUAUAUCGGUUUGGUUGACAGCUGCUGGAAUAAUUCAUUUGUUGGAAAACUCUGGCGAUCCAUUCGAAUUCAGCAAUUCACAAAAACUAUCCUACUGGACUUGUGUGUACUUUCUUAUAGUCACAAUGUCAACAGUUGGUUAUGGCGAUGUGUUUUGUGUAACUAUCUUAGGACGGACAUUCUUAGUAUUUUUCUUACUGGUCGGCUUGGCAAUAUUCGCAAGUUGUAUACCAGAGAUAAUAGACUUGAUUGGAACUAGAAACAAAUAUGGGGGCACUUUGAAGAACGAAAAAGGGCGAAGGCAUAUUGUUGUGUGUGGCCACAUCACAUACGAAUCAGUGUCUCAUUUUCUGAAGGACUUCCUGCACGAGGACAGAGAGGACGUGGACGUCGAAGUUGUGUUUUUGCAUCGGAAACCACCUGACUUGGAGUUAGAGGGUUUAUUCAAGCGACAUUUCACAACGGUGGAAUUCUUCCAAGGGACUAUUAUGAAUCCAAUAGAUCUUCAACGCGUUAAGGUACACGAAGCUGAUGCCUGUUUGGUUUUGGCCAAUAAAUAUUGCCAGGAUCCAGAUGCUGAAGAUGCUGCCAAUAUAAUGAGAGUGAUUUCUAUUAAAAACUAUAGUGACGAUAUUAGAGUUAUCAUUCAAUUAAUGCAAUAUCAUAAUAAGGCUUAUUUAUUAAAUAUUCCAUCCUGGGAUUGGAAACAAGGAGACGAUGUUAUUUGUCUAGCCGAAUUGAAAUUAGGUUUCAUUGCCCAAAGUUGUUUGGCACCCGGAUUUUCGACGAUGAUGGCCAAUCUGUUCGCCAUGAGAUCGUUUAAAACGUCUCCAGAUACACAGGCAUGGCAAAAUGACUACCUUCAGGGUACAGGAUGUGAGAUGUAUACUGAAACCCUAUCGCCCUCAUUUACUGGCAUGACAUUCCCACAAGCGAGCGAAUUAUGUUUUACCAAAUUAAAACUGCUUCUGCUGGCAAUUGAGAUCAAGGCCACCGAAGAAGGAUCAGACAGCAAAAUAUCGAUAAAUCCACGUGGUGCCAAAAUUCAAGCCAACACUCAAGGCUUUUUCAUUGCUCAGAGUGCGGACGAAGUGAAACGGGCCUGGUUUUACUGUAAAGCAUGCCACGAUGACAUUAAGGAUGAAACACUCAUCAAGAAGUGUAAAUGUAAAAACUUAACUGCUCAACCGAGGAACAAAUUUGGUGACUUAGAUGUGGGCAUGAUUAUGAUGCAGACGGGAAUGGUAAAACAAGGUCUUAAUUCAAUCUGUCACACUUAUCUCGACGUGGCCACCUUCAGGAAAGGCGUCCGAGCCGUUCAAAUGGUAGGACGUGCAAAUGAUGACUACUCAAUUUCAAAUGAUCAUCAUCCGGCCCCUACAUUUACGCCACCUGAACUACCGAAAAGGGUACAUGUGCGCGGAAUAACUGCCGGCGAUAUCACUCGUGACAGAGAGGAUAUUAAUUUAAUCAAUCGAAAUCGACGAACAAAUGGAGGUUUAUCGGGAUCAACACUACAAAUGAAUAAUACUCAGCAAGCAAAUUCUCAUAAUAUGAAUUCAAUAAAACAAGUUAACAAAGUCAAACCAAAUGUAAAUAGACAACCACCUGAAAGUGCUGUAUCGCCAUCAACGUAUAAUAGGCCUACGGAUCCUACGGAAGCUAAUCCGUAUGCGGGCUAUCAACUCGCUUAUGAAGUGAAAAAACUCAUGCCUACGAGUCGUGGAAGUGGGUCUGGAACUCAACCUGGUAAUGGUGUUUCGAUGCCCGCUGGUAUAGCAGACGAUCAAUCCAAAGAUUUCGAUUUCGAAAAAACUGAAAUGAAAUAUGACUCGACCGGUAUGUUUCACUGGAGUCCGGCUAGAGUUUUAGAAGACUGCAUUCUGGAUCGUAAUCAAGCCGCAAUGACUGUACUGAAUGGGCAUGUUGUUGUAUGUUUAUUCGCUGAUCCAGACUCACCUUUAAUCGGAUUAAGAAAUUUAGUUAUGCCAUUACGUGCAUCUAAUUUUCACUAUCACGAAUUAAAGCAUGUAGUGAUUGUUGGUUCAGUCGAAUACAUUCGACGGGAAUGGAAAAUGUUGCAAAAUCUACCUAAAAUUUCGGUACUCAAUGGUUCACCAUUAAGUCGAGCUGAUCUCAGAGCCGUCAAUGUUAAUUUAUGUGAUAUGUGCUGCAUAUUAUCGGCCAAAGUUCCUAGCAACGACGAUCCAACAUUAGCUGAUAAAGAGGCUAUAUUAGCAUCGUUGAAUAUUAAAGCAAUGACGUUUGACGAUACGAUAGGCGUUUUGAGUCAACGUGGUCCGGAAUUCGAUAAUUUAAAUGCAGCCGGCAGUCCAAUUGUCUUACAGCGAAGGGGUUCAGUUUACGGGGCUAACGUACCGAUGAUAACUGAAUUGGUAAACGAUAGUAAUGUCCAAUUCCUUGAUCAAGAUGACGAUGAUGAUCCUGACACAGAAUUGUAUUUAACUCAACCAUUUGCCUGUGGUACAGCGUUCGCUGUCAGUGUAUUAGAUUCUUUAAUGUCAACAACAUAUUUUAAUCAAAAUGCCUUAACUCUGAUUCGGUCACUAAUUACUGGGGGUGCCACACCUGAACUGGAAUUAAUUUUGGCAGAAGGUGCUGGCUUGAGAGGAGGUUACAGCACAACAGAUAGUUUAAGUAACCGUGACAGAUGUCGCGUUGGUCAAAUUUCAUUAUAUGAUGGUCCGUUAGCUCAAUUUGGUGAAGCCGGCAAAUAUGGAGAUCUGUUUGUGGCGGCAUUGAAAUCGUAUGGAAUGUUAUGCAUAGGAUUAUACAGGUUUCGUGACACCAGUUCGAGUUGCGAUGCCAGUAGUAAACGAUAUGUCAUUACAAAUCCUCCGGACGAUUUCUCUUUAUUACCAACGGAUCAGGUGUUCGUAUUAAUGCAAUUCGAUCCUGGUUUGGAAUAUAAACCACCAUCAGUUAGACGUACAACAAAUAAUUCGCAAGGUUCUGGGGUUGGUGGUGGAGGAUCAAAUAAAGAUGAUAAUUCUUGACUGUUGUUGUGUAGCGCCUUAACAGAUGGUCCCUAUUCAUACAUAUGAACGACGAAUAUUCAUCAAUUUUGUACACUUUAUAGCGAACAAAUUUGUGUUCCAUUCUCCGACCCAUGUUUAUUGUUUUGUUGGGUUUUUUCUUCUUUUUCAUUUAAAUUUACAAUUCACUAUUCACUCACAUGAUUUGUUUCAUUAAAAGAAUCUUUGUAUCUUUGUUGUAUCUUUUUCGUUUUAAACCAUUUUUCUUUGAAACAAUUACUGAAAAUGCUAUAUCGUGUACAUAAAACCAAAGUCCAAGGAAAUAGCAUUUCUUAUAAAUUUAUAAAUUUUCAGUUGGAACUAGAAAAUGUAAUUAAGGAAGAAAAGAAUAAACAAAAAACCAAAAAUGUAUAACAAUUUAUACGAAUGCUAUUUCCUCCGAUAAACCUCGUCUUUCAUGUGAACAAUUGCUUCCCACACCAUUCCGAGAUAUUAAAAAAAAAU